Molecule: messenger RNA, 336 nt
Organism: Ostreobium quekettii
Lineage: Eukaryota; Viridiplantae; Chlorophyta; Ulvophyceae; Bryopsidales; Ostreobiaceae
Source: the annotation of a GenBank genome assembly
AUGAAAAGCGGAACGAAAAUUUUGAAAAAGGCUCGAAAAUUCGAGCCUUAUCUGCCCGCGAGUGUGGUAUGGGAUUCGCCUGGGACGAAUAGAAAUGCAGGCAACAGAUCGAAUGCCACCGCACUUGCAGACGUGUGUUUGGCGUGUCAGCAGGUGGCCGGUGUCCCUAACUCUUUGCCUGGACAGGGGCCGUCCCUUUCGCACUGGGACGCGUCCACAACAUCCUGUACAUUAGCAUUGAAAAACAGUCUCAUAAAACUUCAUGAAGAAGGGGGGGGGAGGUUUCUAUUGAUUUCCCUUCCUCUUGAUUUUCCGGGCAUCCUGGGUUUCUUGUGA